Molecule: messenger RNA, 1628 nt
Organism: Brassica rapa (field mustard)
Lineage: Eukaryota; Viridiplantae; Streptophyta; Magnoliopsida; Brassicales; Brassicaceae
Product: S-protein homolog 9-like
Source: RefSeq, a predicted model, not a curated record
GAUACAUCCCCUUGGCAGGAGAAAAGUCGAAGUCCAAAAGUUAAUUGUUCCCAUAAUGGCAGUUUUGAUCAGUAGGGAGCGACCAGCAAAAGAGAGCGACUUAGUGGUGGGGCGCCAUCUACAAUGCUGUUAAUCAUAAUAAGUUCAAACUCGUUCGGUGUUGUGAGUCUGCUAUAUCAGCUUGGGAUAAGUUGAAGAAAACCAAUGAAAUUAUAUUCCAGACCGGACAUGCUUGUCAAACGUCUUGAAACUUAUUGAAGUUUGAGAUGAAAUCUUUGAGAAGAACUGAGUAGGACAGCAAGGAACUUGCCAUUUUUUAUGAGUUUACCAUUCGGUGGUAGAUGUUUUACGUACCAACCGACGCUAUAAUGAGAUUCAAUGUGUUUAAUUGAGACAGUAACUAACAUAUUAUACACAAUUACCGCUACUGAUGCAUAUCACUAAUGUUAACUCUGAACGUUGUAAUUUUUUUUAUCAAACGUAUUAGGCUUUAAUUAGAUGCAAAACUGUUAAAGCGAUAAGGACACGGAAAAUAGCAAAAACUUUAAACGGAUUCAUAGUAUUAGUCAAAACAAAGAUGUUUAAAAUAGUCAAAAAACGGAAUGCCUAUCUAAGUGAUGGUAUUGUAUAUAAAGACAUCAUGCCUCAUAUAUAAUUAUCUACAAAAAAACUUUAAAAUAAUUAUAGAAGACGGUCAUUUCGAACAGCCAACACAAUGAAUCGUCUCUCUUGUUUUCUGCUCGUCAUUGGACUGUGCGUUGGGUUGAGUAAUGCAUAUGAGAAAAACUCUGUACACUUCAAGAACUCUCUUGGUCGUAACAAUAUCUUGAAGAUCAAUUGUUUAUCAAACAACGACAAUCUAGGCUUCCACUUUUUGCGGCCUGGAGAAACCUACGAAUUCAGUUUUCAUGAUAGUGUUUUUAAAACAGAAUUUUUCUGUGACCUAUGGCAAGGGCCUAAUUUCAAGUUCCAUGCAGGGUUCACGGGAUAUGAAGGUGGUGGUCUCAUCGUUCAUUAUGGUAAACAAAACUUUUGGGAUGCUAGAGAAGAUGGAAUUUACUUCACACAUGGCCAAAAAACGCCCAAGUUAGAGUAUAAUUGGGAAUAAUUAUUAGCUCACUUUUCUUUUAAGUUUACCAAAAGUAAUUUUUUUCUUGUGUAUUGUGAAAGAAUACCUUUGUUAUAAAUUAUCAAAGGGCACCUUAAUAAUAUUUGCGUAUCUUGUUAUAUAAAUGAAAAUAUUUGUAUGAUUUAAAAACCCUCUCCAAUCUCCACCAUCUAAGAUAUUCUCAAUCGAUCCAAUCUGAGAAGGUUAGAAAAUAUAACAGAUAGUCACUUCUCAAACGGUCAAUGUAUUAUCCUCCUCAUUCGUCGUAAUUUCAACAAAAAUAUAUGUGGUAGGCGAUGGAAUUCGUUUUUGACGAAAUAGUUUUACAUUUUCCGGAAGAAAAAAACGGUUUUACAUUUUAUAGGAAGUCUUUAGAUGAAGACGUUCAUCAAAAUUGUUAGCCAAGUGUUAAUUCUCUAUUUCCAUUGUGAAGCUCAAGUGUAGUGCCAGUGGGGAAGGGUUUUUAUUUGAGAGUUUGUUUGAUCCUAAUUUUUUUAUUAAGUUGCAUCUUUGAUGAUAU